AUAAAUUGAAACGGAAAAAAUAUAUUUUUUCGGUUAUUAUUCAUAGCGGCUAUACAAUGUCAUUUUUCCUUUACUAAUCCCCUCAUUCACUAUCCAUUGCUGCUUCCCAAGUUACAUUACCUCUCUUCUUCUGCUUUAUUCUUUUGCAUUUUACUUGUUCACCAACAAUUAAAUUAUUUUUAUAUAUACUGCUACCAUAGUUUAAUAAAUUUUAGUAACAAAUUACUAUACUUAUUAUUUUGACAUGUAACAAACUAGUUAACUUUUAAAUAGUCAAUAAUUUAUUUUUUUUGUAAAUCGUACAACAAAAAUAAUUAUAUCAAAGUUUGAGAUCAACUAUAUGAAUCUUCGGGGAUCGUUUGGUACAUGAGUUAUGGAUAAUAAUCUCAUAUUUAUCCCAUGUUUUAUUAUAAAUAACUCCAGAAAAAGUGUGGCAUUAACUAUUGCAUAUAAAAGCUAAUCUCAUGAUUUAUCUGGCCAUUGUACCAAACAACUCCUCCCUGUUUAUAUCACUUUAUUUAAGUCCUUUUUUAACAGUGUAUCACUGCGUCUUUUAGCUGUCUGAAACUGAAACGGGUGGCUCAUUGAACGAGGAGAGUUGAGGUUCUUCCCUUUUCGGAGCUGCUUUCAAUUCCUGAUUUCCAUUUGUUGAAGCUGCCUUCUGCAAUACUCAUCCUCCUUUUUGUCAUUCCACGUUCUAUCAUAUUUCAACUCAUCUAUUGGAAUUACAGCACCAUUACAAAAAAAACAUAUCAGAUAGAGGUUGACAUUUGAUUAAGUACUCAUUCAUUCACUCAUCAUUUUCAACAUCUGCUUUAAAACUCUUUACGCUUUUUCCUCACAUCUCCAUCGCUCCCAUCUUUCCCUUUCUUGCUUUUUUACUACUCUCUACUCUUAUCUUUUACCAUCAACUUCCCCCCAAACUCCUGGACAAAUUUAGCUGGUCCAUAUAUACAAGACUACGAGGAGAUAAACAUUCUCUUUCAAGUCCAAUCAUUCCUUUUGAAAUUUGAAAUGGGUUGCACUCAGAAUUUCACAUGUCGCCAAACACUUCCCUGUCUUACUAUUUCACUUCUCAUUCUCAUGAUUUUAAGCUUUUCCCACCUAACAUUCAAGGCUGAAGGUAGAAUUUUGCAUACAACUCACGGGCAUGACCAGACAGAGAGCGAAAAGAAUGCGAUUUUCAGAUCACAAAUUGGGUCGAGGCCACCUAGGUGUGAAAAAAGAUGUGGUUCUUGUGGACAUUGUGAAGCCAUUCAAGUUCCAACAAAUCCCCAAAUAACAAAUGGUAAUAAGAACCACACCGCAGCUACCAAAACCAGCAGCAGUAUAGCUUAUGCCAGAGACGAUGACAACUCCAACUACAAGCCUAUGAGUUGGAAAUGCAAAUGUGGAAAUCUUAUCUUCAACCCUUAAGAUACUAGUUCAAGUUUUGAUCAUCAAUUGAUGAUCUACUGCCCAUUACAGUUCCCUUGUAAAUGAAUCGUUGCUACUUUCUUGUUAGUUUUAAGUCGAGCUUUAACCCAAAUAAUCCCUUAAAUUUGGGCGUAAGUCUAUUUUUGUCUUUAUUGUAUUACCUUUAAGCAUAUGAUUGUUUAAGUUUAUAAAAGUUGAGCACUUUUUGUUCAACUCUCAAAUAUGUAAAUCUUUUAAAACUAACGGAAGUGUUGAGUAUUUUUUUA
Molecule: messenger RNA, 1682 nt
Organism: Nicotiana tabacum (common tobacco)
Lineage: Eukaryota; Viridiplantae; Streptophyta; Magnoliopsida; Solanales; Solanaceae
Product: EPIDERMAL PATTERNING FACTOR-like protein 2
Biological process (GO): guard cell differentiation; stomatal complex development
Source: RefSeq, a predicted model, not a curated record